AUGCUCGGCUCGUUCGCUCGCUUCGAUUAAUUACCCUCUUCCCCCCUCCCCCCCCACCCCCACCCCACUCGCCUCUCCCCUAUCGUCCCGCUUCAUCUCGCUUCGAAUCGACACGGUUCGAACACGAUCCUCCCCUCCCCCUCCCCCAUUUUUCUUGCAUACACGUUCACACCAAGCAAUAUAUUUUUUUAUUUUGUCGUUCGCGUUGUCGAACCGGCGGGUUCGAAAUCGAAAAACGUGGAGAAAAUUUUGUUUUCCAUACAAAAGCGGACGACGAAAGGACGAGGAACGAGAGAAGGAAGGAAGAAAGAAACGAUGGAUAUUUUCAGGCGGGACAUCGACGAGGGCAUCGCCGGUGAACAUCGUUGCGACGGCGACCGUGGUGACGGACGAGGCGUUACUCGGCGACGACGAGGUGGACAACUGCGAGGGGGAGAGCGAGGGGACGGAGAAAUCGACCCAGGAGGAGGACGAGGAAGUGGACGUGGACGUAGAGGAGUGCAGCAGCGUGGACGAGGGGCCGAUCCACGACGCGGUUUCGGCCGCGGCCAACGCGGCCGCGGCGGCUGCGGCCAAGUGCCAACAGGACGGCGGCUCGGACGAGAGGAGGGCGCAUCGGUUGAGGACCAGUUGCAACUCGGACGAGCUUCGGGACGUGGAGUGCCACCUCGAGACCAAGGAGUUGUGGGACAAGUUCAACGAUCUCGGCACCGAGAUGAUCAUCACGAAAACCGGCAGGUAAACGCAGCGACGCGUUUCGUGAAAAACCUUCCCCCUCCUCCCUCCCUCCCUUGUCGAGCUUCCUCGAUCCGACGGACGUCGUCCUCCUCUCGCCUUCGCGAGCUUUUUCGCGUUCACCUUCACCGGUUUUUCUUUUCUUCUUUCUUUUUUUUCUUUUUUCUCUUCUUUUAUACAGGCAAUAU
Apis florea (little honeybee) is the source of this 923-nucleotide messenger RNA. RefSeq names its product T-box transcription factor TBX15. Gene Ontology annotation, biological process: regulation of transcription by RNA polymerase II; heart development; cell fate specification. The record is from RefSeq and is a predicted model, not a curated record. Gene Ontology annotation, cellular component: chromatin; nucleus. Lineage: Eukaryota; Metazoa; Arthropoda; Insecta; Hymenoptera; Apidae. Gene Ontology annotation, molecular function: DNA-binding transcription factor activity, RNA polymerase II-specific; RNA polymerase II cis-regulatory region sequence-specific DNA binding.